Molecule: messenger RNA, 555 nt
Organism: Thermothielavioides terrestris NRRL 8126
Lineage: Eukaryota; Fungi; Ascomycota; Sordariomycetes; Sordariales; Chaetomiaceae
Exons: 1
Biological process (GO): proteolysis
Molecular function (GO): serine-type peptidase activity
Source: RefSeq, a predicted model, not a curated record
CCGACCGACUACGAGGACCUGUGGUGGCGGGCGCCGAUCCAGCCGGACGGCGCGCGCGACACGGGCCAGGAGUACGACGUGCUCGAGGCGGUGCAGGACGCGCCGCUGACCAACUACGGCGUGGUGGGCGCGUGGGAGCCGCUGUCGGACCCGCGCAUCCUGACGGACCCGCGCUGCCGCAUCGUGCUGCACAUCAACUGGAAGGCGCAGACCCUGCCGGUCAUCGUCAACGGGUUGCCGAGCCGCGCCAAGGCCGACGCCGACGCCGACGCCCACCCCGGGACGGACUGGAACGCGGCGCCGCAGCCGCCGCUGGAGCGCGUCCGCGCCGUCAGCCCCCGCGCGCACAUCACGCGCGGCACGUACGCCCCCGUGCCGACCUUCCUCGUCCACGGCACCGCCGACGACCUGAUCCCCUGGCAGCAGAGCCGCGGCACGUACGACGCGCUGGUGGCCCGCGGCGUGCCGGCCGGCCUGGCCCUGGUCGAGGGGGCGCCGCACAUCUGCGACUUGAGCAGCAAUCCCGAGUCCGAGGGAUGGAAGGCCGCGCUGAGG